UCUGUCCCACGUCCGUCAGCGUGACCUACGGAAGUAAACCAACGUACACAACAAAGAUGGAGGGUGAAAUUUCAGAUAUGAACAGACCUCAAAUGUACUUAUUUGGUUGUACCCUCAAAUCGGACAAACGGGAGUACAAAGUCGAUGUCGACGACGAUGAAACGGAGCAACAGUUGUCAAUUAAAGCAGCCUGCUUGGGAGCCGAGGCUGAGGACAAGUUCCACAUGGUGGAAGUGGAGGCCCUCACAUAUGAUGGAAAGGCCACCAAAGUGCCACUGGUCGUGCUGAAACCAUCGGUCCUGCCCUCUAUGAGUUUAGGUGGAUUUGAGAUCACGCCGCCAGUUACCUUACGUCUCCUGUCAGGUUCCGGACCCGUGCACAUCAGCGGGCAACAUUUUGUCAGUGUGAAAGAGUCCGACGCUGAAGAGGAAGAACACAACACUUCUCCGGUGAAGCGUCCCGUGAGCUUGAUGAAGGGGAAAAAGGCUACACUGAAAAAGCUAAAGAUGGAGACGGAUGAGGACAGCGAUGAGGAUGAUGAUGACGACGACGAUGAUGAUGACGAUGACGAUGGUUGUGGAAAUGCAGUGACACCCCAGAAGAGUGGCAAGAAGGGCCCGGAAAUGUUGAAGGCCAACAAGAGACUGAUGAAACAUAAUGGCCCUGCGGCAAAACCAUUAGGAUCAGGCCUCAAAGCAAAGGUUAAGACACCUGUUCCAGGAAAAGCCCAAACCCAGGCCGGGCCGUCUAAAUCUCCGUCUUUGGCUGAGAUAAAGAGCAAGCUGUCAGCGGCAGCUAAAGAGGGGAGACUGCUGCCCAAGACGGAGCAGAAGUUUGAGAAUUUUGUGAGGAACUCCCUUAAUAUUUCAGACAAAAGUGUGGUCAAGGACCUGUGGGGAUUUGUAAACACGGUGAAGACGGAGAAGAAGUAGACGUCCACUCGCCUUCUUGUGAAAAUGAUGUUGUUGCAAUCCCAUCAGGUGAUUUAAAGGCACAGUCGGCGACAUUUCCUACUUAGCCUUGUAUCGUGUCAACUUUUUUUUUUUUUUUGAUAAGACUCACAAGGGACUCACUCCUUUUUUUUUUUUUUUGAGGCGCACAACGUAGAACCGGUAGUAUUUUCACAUUUAGCAUAAGCCGCCCACCUUGUCACAUGUCAAUCCGCACCACCUGUUGGAGAGCCAGGCGACACGCAGCCGCGGUUCAGACCUGCUGUUGAAGUGCCACCUGCUGCUUUUCCAUUCAUACAUACAUACAUAUGAAGAGCUUGCAACCAAAAAGGCGCUAAAUCCAUUUUGACUGAUUUCGAGAAAAUCAAUGAUUUUGAACUACGCACAUAUCUAUGGAGGACCAAAACUGCCCAAAUAAUAAAUAAAUAAAUAAAAGUGAAAAUAAAAACAAAAAUGAAAAAAAAUUAAAUACAAAAAAAUAAAUAUAAAUGGAAAUAAAAACAAAAAUAAAAAAAUAUAUACAUAAAUAAAUAAAUAAAUAAAUAAAAGCAAAAAUAAAUACAAAAAUAAAAAACAAGAUUCAAAAAUUAAAAAUAGAUACAAAAAUAAAUGUAGAAAUAAAUACAAAAAUAAAUAUAUAAAUAGAAUUACAUAUCAAUAAAUAAAUAAAAGCACUCUGCUCUCAUAUGUAUUUAUUUCAUGCUGCAGACAAUGUCAGCUUGAAAUGCAGAAGGAAAAACUAUUCAAAUGAGGGGGCGGUCCUAAGUGUGUCUUGGGUUGAACUGUUCGCCUAUUGGUUGAUCGACAUGUGAGUGCGAAAAUCGACUAGGUAUGCCUGCAAACAGCCACAGCAAGAGGAAGUCACCACACCACUCUCAAUGGCGGUAAAUAUGGCUGCAAUCUCCAGGGAUCUCCGUUUGCUAGCAGAUAUUUCACCAUUAUUGUCCCGGUAAAUGUAUACUUUUCUCCCUGUAUACUUCCUCUUGCUGUGGCCGUUUGCAGGGAUUUAGCUCCUUUUGGUUGAAAUCUGAAAUGGAAAUAGCGCCUUUUGGUUGAAAGCAUAAUUUUUUUUUCAUAUUUUUAAAAAUGAUUUCAAAACCAAAAUAUGUGAUUUGGAUACACAUGACAGAGGUCUAUUAAACUCAUGAAAAACAUGCAACUUAGUGAAAAUUAGAUUUAGCGCCUUUUGGUUGCAAGCUCUUCAUACGUGCUGCAUACAUUACAUUAUUAAGGCAUUGCAGGAAUUGAAUAAUGAUAAUAAGACAAAUGAAUGCCUGAAUUGAUGCAACAUCUCCAGUCAUGACUCCCUCAGGAUAAUGAGCAUCAUUCAAUGAUGUCUUGACAACAAACCCAAAAUGCAUGCGACUCCAUCUUCUUCAAACGGUGAGUUUGAAGUUCUUUACACACACACACACAUGUGUGAACGCACGCGGGUGUAAAUCCUACAACAGUAGCUAUAAAACAUAAAGCACCUGCAGAUGUCACAUUUUAUUACAUUCAGGUGCUGCAAGGUGUUUAAUUGCGCGCAUGCUGGGAUCGGCAUGUCUGCAUCUUACUUUACUUGUGUGUUACAUUUUUUUUUUUUUUUUUUUUUUUAAUUCCACCAUACCGGCCGACACCGAUUGUGGAAGCUCCGCCUUCUGUUAACAUUCCAGAAGAGUCGAUAAUGUAAUAGGAAAUAUUGCAGAAUGUGCCUUUAAAUGUGUGUACUGUACAUGUAAUGAAAUACGUCCUAGUCCUUAUGUGAAUGACAGCCCAUGUUAUGUUUGUUUGAUUUAUAUGACUUUGUUAUGAAUGCUUUUGUACAGUUUCCGUGCUUAAGAUGGCACCGUCAACACCAAAGCCACGGUUUGGUUACCCUGCAGUCCGCUCACUCAUCUACGUAGUUACAGUACAACGCUGCGGUAACUGCUGCAUAUCUUUCCAACUCAAAACGUAUUUUCUCGCUUAAUAUUCUUCCAGGAAUACACCUGGCGCUUCUGGAUCAGACGGGUGUCAUUCUUUCCCUUUCUGCUUUUCUCUUUUUAACGCGUUUAAUGCAAAUACAAGGCUUUAUUCCCCGCGGAUCAUGUGGAAAUGUAGAAACCCGCUGCAGACGUAGCGAACGUCUCCGAUGGAGGAAAAUCAGUGAGUUCUAUAAAACCUGACAGAUGGGUUUUUCUCUUUGACUUCUCAAAGCGUCGCAUUAAAGAAGAAAUUAAAAUCACAGGGAACCAUCAUGACGAGUUUGCAGCGGCGCAUGUCCGAGUGGCCCGCGGUGCGUUUGAACGUAGGAGAAUCCUGUGAUUCAGCGAGAGCGCGACGUUUAUUGCAACAUAAUCAUAAGGUAUCUAUCAGAGAAAUGACAUGAGCAUCCAAUGAUGUCACCUUGACAGAAACCACAUUAAGUACACAAGCACUCCUUAAUUGUUUGCACUCGCGGAUGUCUGACGGGCUAAAAGCGUGCGCUCAAUCCACGCUUAUUAUGUGUUUAUGAUGCCGUUUUACGGGGCAAAUGUUGGCACCGGGAUGGCCAUCUUUUAACGAUACAAAUGGCUCGCGCCAGCUUUGUCGCUAAUGAUUACUGGGAAUAUAACCUUAUAAAUGUCGUUAUCUCAUCUACUAACUCUUCGUUUGUCGCUAAGUCUCAUUUUACUUUUAUGUUAGGGUCCCACGACUGAAGAAAAAUGUUUUUUUCUACAAAUACACUCAAACAAAAUAAUCAAUACUAUACUGUUGUGUUUGCUCCCAACUGAACUCAUGUACACGAAAGGCAUAUUUCUUUCAAAUAUCACCAAAUUUGUGUUAGUGAGUACUUCUCCUUUGCAUAGCAUUAGCCUGGUCACAAUAAAAGUCCACCACAAAUGUACACUUUUACUGUAUUGGGGUUUCUGACAGUUUGUAGUAAUACAAAGUGAUUAUUUGUUUCUAUUGCAACAAAUACCUGUGACCCAUAAUGCAUUGUGAUCCAAGAUGGUGGCGUAAACAAAACAGAAUCCAAACAAAAAUUUUGGUUGCUAACCAAAAAAAAACGCACUAACCAGGGUGGACGUUAACUGAGGUACAACUGUAAUUGCUGUGGUGUAACAUUACUGACACCCAGAGGCCAGUGUAGAAAACUACAUAUCACUAUAUAAUCUUUGAAUUUGUCUUCUAUAUGCCUUAUAUUUAAUUUUUUUUAUUUCAUUUAACUAUUUUUAUAUGUGAAGCGACCCUCGUGAGGAUAAGCGGUAGAAAAUGAAUGAAUGAUUGAAAGUGCUAUUUAUACAAUAUGCAUUUUUUUUUUGACUGACAGGCCGUGUUCAACCACAAAACAGCAAUAAUUAAUCAAUAUGUUUUUGAAAAACAUUAAAAAGAGGCUGCAAAAUUUGAGAGUGCAAAGUGAGAAUCGUGCUGUGCGACAAAAACUGCACAUUUGUCCUUGUAUUGUGGCCAGCCUACUGCACAAUAUUUGAGAGAAAUAUGGCUUUUUUUUAUGAGUAGAAAAAAGUUGUACAUGUUGAGAUGGGAGCAAAAAGUAAAGUUGUGUAUUUAUAUUUGAGGUGAGUGUAAUUAUUGUGUAUACGGCAGCUGAACAAGAAUAUUUGAGUGUGUAAUGAUACUUCUUAAUCCGCCCUUGUAUUGCAGCUUUUUUUGUUGUCUUUUAUGUUUUAUUUAAAACCCCCAGUGCUCUUUUUCUCUAGUUUCCCUCAUUAUUGUUUGUGUUUGUAGACUGUACCUGAGUGCAUUGUGUUGAUGGGGUUUUAUUAGGACUACUCUACUGUAAGAACGACUCCCUGAAAAAACGCUAAAAAAAACUGUAGUUUUGUAGGUAUGACUUCAUAUCAGGUGGAAAACAUGACUACGGUCAAAUGUGAAUUGCUAAGGUGACUCAUUUUGUGUCUUACAAUUGCAACAUGGUUCAUUCAUUUAUAACCAGCCAGUACAAUUUGCCUAAAUAAAAGACAAGUCUUGACAUGGUC
Molecule: messenger RNA, 4891 nt
Organism: Doryrhamphus excisus (bluestripe pipefish)
Lineage: Eukaryota; Metazoa; Chordata; Actinopteri; Syngnathiformes; Syngnathidae
Gene: npm1b
Product: nucleophosmin 1b
Biological process (GO): chromatin remodeling; ribosomal small subunit export from nucleus; regulation of centrosome duplication
Cellular component (GO): ribonucleoprotein complex; centrosome; cytoplasm
Molecular function (GO): RNA binding; histone binding; chromatin binding
Source: RefSeq, a predicted model, not a curated record